Messenger RNA from Pungitius pungitius (ninespine stickleback), 1666 nucleotides. It is a transcript of the gene ndufv3, whose product is annotated as NADH:ubiquinone oxidoreductase subunit V3. Bases 114 to 1538 code for a protein of 474 amino acids. Lineage: Eukaryota; Metazoa; Chordata; Actinopteri; Perciformes; Gasterosteidae. Gene Ontology annotation, biological process: mitochondrial ATP synthesis coupled electron transport. Gene Ontology annotation, cellular component: mitochondrion. The transcript has 4 exons. The record is from RefSeq and is a predicted model, not a curated record.
CAGGACUCCCGAGUCUAUUCUCGCGGGAACGCAAGUCCGUUCUCGCCGUCUUAGGUAUUGAGAAAGUUUUCACUUCCCAGUUUCCGGUCGGAGCAAUACACUUAAGACACAAAAUGGCGACGUCCUUGCUGCGGUUAGGGCGACUGGGGUCCCUAAAGUGUCUCCAGCUGGAGAACUGGGGCGUUCUGACCGGUCGCUCGGCUGCUUGCCUCUGCACUCGGGCCAAAGAACCUGCGGAGCCAACAAAAAAGACGCAGGCUGUAAAAAAGCCAGCAGAAGCUCCAGAAGAGAGGUCAAUCUUUCUAGCCUAUAAGACAACAGUUACCUUCCCAGCUCGACUUUCUGAGUCAGGAGUUUUACCAACACACACUGUAGGCGUAACUGGACCAGUGGCGGACACAAUUAGAGCUGCAGUCGUUACUACCAGUGAACCAAUUGGAGCUGAGUUAGAGGGUGCAGAGGCUCCAGCUGCUGACCCAGAUGUUGUUCAGGUUAUUACCAACACCGCGCCACCUGUAGGUGACUCAGUUCCCCCAGCUGUUGAGCGCCUGGUACAUCCAAGCAGUAAAACCUCUGCAUCAGGCAGCACUUCAGACGAUGCAGUCUCAGCUGCUGCAGCUUCCUCUGAACCAGGCAAACCAGAAGCUGAUGGCUCAUCCUCCAGCGACUCUGACUCUGAUUCAGACUCUGAGGAAGAGAAAACCGAAGUGAAGACUGAAACCAAGACCUCCCCGCCACCAGUAUCAGAAUCCAUUCCGAAAGAAGCAGAAGUUCAAGAGAACACUUCAGGGAUGAAGGAAGACCCAAAUGAAGCUACGGUAGAAGUUCGACCAGGACCUAAAUCUGUUCUCUCUUUUGCUGCUGAGGUUGCACAGGAGGCCUUUCCAGCAGCAGAAGAAGCUCAAGCUACCAUCAAAGUACCCAGUAUUGGAUCUGAGAAGUUAGUGAAGCCUGCUCCUAAGAUCGGCACAGCCACAAAAGACGUUGGUCCCGAAGCUUCAGCUGAAGCUAUAGUGGAAUCUGCUUUAAAAGUUACGGAAGACCGUGCAUCUUCUGCCACCGAAUACCAGGUAAAAUGUCCUUCAUCAUCAAACAAAGCCCAGAAAGAUGCUCCAGUGGAAACCCCAAAGAGCGCCUCUGCUCUAACCCCCAGAGAAGUUGCUGCAGCUAACGUGUCUGCCCCAGUGGAGAGCACAGAGGAGCUGGAGAAUCCUGCUCCAUUGAUAGCUGACGCUGAAGCCGUCCCAUUAGAAGCUGAGGCUGCAGUUGAAGUUUCUGCUCCUGUGGGGAAGUCAGAGGAGCUGGUGGACCCUGCUCCAGUGAUAGCUGAGGCUGGUGGAGAGGAGCAACAGGCGAGCGCCCCAGUUAAACCGUCUGAGGAGGCUGCAGCAGUGGCACCUCCAGAGCCUGAUGAGCCUUUUGACAACAGCACUUAUAAAAACUACCAGCACCACAACUACAACCCCUACACAUUUUCAGACCUGGACGUGGAGAUGGCCAAGUUUCGUCUCCCGCAGCCCUCCUCCCUCAGACACUAGAGGAGUUGGCCUUGUUGCUUAGAGAUAAUGGUCAUGUUGUUUCACCCUUUUUACAAUGACCAUUCCCUCACCUGCAUGCAAUUCUGCUGCCAAAAUGUGUAAUAUUAUUAAAGCACAAAAAUGGGAAA